AUGGGGAAAGCGGCCGCUCAGAGCCGAGGAGGGGGCUGCGGCGGCCGCUCCCGUGGGCUCUCGUCGCUCUUCACGGUGGUCCCCUGCCUGUCCUGCCACACGGCGGCGCCGGCCAUGAGCGCGCCCACCUCCGGCUCCGAGCCGGAGCCCCAGCCUCAGUCCCAGCCUCAGCUCCAAGCCCAACUUCAACCCCAGCAGCAGCCACAGCCCCAAGCGGGGCCGACCACGGAGCCGCCACUGGAGUCGGUUCUGGAGCGAGUACCAAGGAUAUCUGAGCCAGGACCCAGCGCUGGGCAGGGACGGGAGCUGAUGCUGAAGUUACGGCCGAGGUCCGAGUCCAGUCCGGGGGGCAGGACUGGCGCCCAGCACAGGACCUCAUUGGAGCAGCUGAUCUUGGAGGUGACAGAGAGCGCGCCGGUGCCCAAAGUGGAGUCCGGGUUGGUGCCGGCGGCUCUCAAGCCGCUGCCGCUUCCGCGACCUGGACAGGCCAAGACCCCCGUGGGGGUGCCCGUGGCGGGAAGCGGCACAAGCUCCAGCGUCCCGAUGGGCUCCCUGACCCUGGACAGCUUCAAGGGUUGGCUUCUUAAGUGGACCAACUACCUGAAGGGCUACCAGCGCCGCUGGUUCGUGUUGGGCAAUGGCCUGCUGUCUUACUACAGGAACCAGGGGGAAAUGGCCCACACCUGCCGUGGCACCAUCAACUUGGCCACAGCUCACAUAGACACGGAGAACUCUUGUGGCAUCUUGCUGAUCAGCGGGGCCAGGAGCUACCACCUCAAGGCCAGCUCGGAGGUGGACCGGCAGCAGUGGAUCACUGCCUUGGAGCUGGCCAAGGCCAGGGCUGCCCGCAUGAUGAAAAUCCAUUCAGAUGACUCUGGGGACGAUGACGACGAGACUGUGGCCCCCACUGACAAGAGCGAGCUGCGCUACACCCUGAAGAACCUGUCCUUGAAAUUGGACGACCUGAGCACGUGCAACGACCUCAUCGCCAAGCACGGUGCCGCGCUCCAGCGCUCGCUGACGGAGCUGGACGGCCUCAAGAUCCCGGCUGAGAGUGGGGAGAAGCUGAAGGUGGUGAACGAGCGGGCCACCCUCUUCCGCAUCACGUCCAAUGCUAUGAUCAACGCCUGCAAGGACUUCCUGGAACUAGCGGAGCUCCACAGCCGGAAAUGGCAGCGGGCGCUGCAGUAUGAGCAGGAGCAGCGCGUGCACCUGGAAGAGACCAUCGAGCAGUUAGCCAAGCAGCACAACAGCCUCGAGCGGGCCUUCCGCAGUGCCCCUGGCAGGGCCACCAACCCUGCCAAAAGCUUCAGCGAGGGAAGCCUCUUGACUCCCAAAGGAGAAGACAGUGAGGAAGAUGAAGAUACCGAGUACUUUGACGCCAUGGAAGACUCCACAUCAUUCAUCACCGUGAUCACCGAGGCCAAGGACGACAGAAAAGCUGAAGGUGGAACUGUGCCGGGCCCUGUAGACUGGGCCUCAACAGACAAUGGGAGUGAGGUGCUGGACAGUGCUGCGCUUGUGCCCAAAGGCGCAUCCAGGGUCAGGAGGAGAUCCCGCAUCCCCGACAAGCCCAACUACAGCCUUAACCUCUGGAGCAUCAUGAAGAACUGCAUUGGCCGGGAGCUCUCCAAGAUCCCUAUGCCAGUGAACUUCAACGAGCCCCUGUCCAUGCUCCAGCGGCUGACGGAAGACCUGGAGUACCACCACCUGCUGGACAAGGCGGUGCACUGCGCCAGCUCGGUGGAGCAGAUGUGCCUGGUGGCCGCCUUCUCCGUGUCCUCUUACUCCACCACUGUGCACCGUGUUGCCAAGCCCUUCAACCCCAUGCUGGGGGAGACCUUCGAGCUAGACCGCCUCGAGGACAUGGGCCUGCGCUCGCUCUGUGAGCAGGUGAGCCAUCACCCCCCUUCGGCUGCACACUAUGUGUUCUCCAAGCACGGCUGGAACCUCUGGCAGGAGAUCACCAUUGCCAGCAAGUUCCGGGGGAAAUACCUCUCCAUCAUGCCGCUAGGUGCCAUCCACUUAGAAUUCCAGGCCAGUGGAAAUCACUACGUGUGGAGGAAGAGCACCUCAACUGUGCACAACAUCAUCGUGGGCAAGCUCUGGAUCGACCAGUCAGGGGACAUCGAGAUUGUGAAUCAUAAGACCAAUGACCGGUGCCAGCUCAAGUUCAUGCCCUACAGCUACUUCUCCAAAGAGGCAGCCCGAAAGGUGACAGGGGUGGUGAGUGACAGCCAGGGCAAGGCCCACUAUGUGCUGUCGGGCUCGUGGGAUGAGCAGAUGGAGUGCUCCAAGAUCCUGCACAGCAGCCCCAGCUCUGACGGGAAGCAGAAGACAGUCUACCAGACCCUGCCAGCUAAGCUGCUGUGGAAGAAGUACCCACUGCCGGAGAACGCGGAGAACAUGUACUACUUCUCGGAGCUGGCCCUGACCCUCAACGAGCAAGAGGAGGGCGUGGCGCCCACCGACAGCCGCCUGCGGCCGGACCAGCGGCUCAUGGAGAAGGGCCGCUGGGACGAAGCCAACAUCGAGAAGCAGAGGUUGGAGGAGAAGCAGCGUUUGUCCAGGCGUCGCAGGUUGGAGGCCUGCGCGCCGGGGCGCGUGUGCGGCUCCGAGGAAGAGAAGGAGGCAGACACCUACGUCCCGCUCUGGUUCGAGAAGAGGCUGGACCCGCUGACCGGGGAGAUGGCCUGCGUGUACAAAGGCGGCUACUGGGAGGCCAAGGAGAAGCAAGACUGGCACAUGUGCCCCAAUAUCUUCUGAGGGGCAAAAACACAGGCGGCUCACUUUUCCUGUAAUGCAUUCAACUUA
Ochotona curzoniae (black-lipped pika) is the source of this 2814-nucleotide messenger RNA. It is a transcript of the gene OSBP2, whose product is annotated as oxysterol binding protein 2. Gene Ontology annotation, cellular component: intracellular membrane-bounded organelle; cytosol; membrane. Bases 1 to 2766 code for a protein of 921 amino acids. Gene Ontology annotation, molecular function: cholesterol binding. The record is from RefSeq and is a predicted model, not a curated record. The transcript is spliced from 14 exons. NCBI's taxonomy places the organism in Eukaryota, Metazoa, Chordata, Mammalia, Lagomorpha, Ochotonidae.